Molecule: messenger RNA, 5881 nt
Organism: Schistosoma intercalatum
Lineage: Eukaryota; Metazoa; Platyhelminthes; Trematoda; Strigeidida; Schistosomatidae
Source: the annotation of a GenBank genome assembly
AUCCGUGUUGUUUAGUUUCUUGAGGUCACCGAAGGUCGAGUCGCCGACAUAAAUGCCCAGCGAGAGCUGUGGUUUUCGCGAAAGUGAUUCAAAAGAUAACCUGAAAUACUCAAGAUCAGAUUUGAAUGGGCAAUCAGAAAUAAAUGAAAAUCAAUUGUUCCAAAAAAAUUCAAUCGAAAAUUUACUCGAUAUGCCAAUCCUUAGGAAGGGGCUGACCGAAAUAUUGUCAUUCUCUGCUCUUGUCCCUUCACUUAAACCGUCAUGUGUAUAUAGACAACUGGAUGACCAAGUUUCACCAGAAUCCAACGUCCCAAUGUUAGUCAAGCGCUACUUUGAUGAAUUUGGAUUUCGAAUAGAUGAUCUUGAAAACCUUCCAUGCCCAUUCAUCGAAUCAUCUGCCAAUCGACGUGCUUGGUUGACCUGCUUGGAAUUCUCUCAUACUCAUACACUGGGUAUAUCAAGUCUAGACGAAUAUGAUGCCAGAUAUAGUUCAGUUGGAUCUACCGUCGAUGAAGAUGAUGAUCAAUUAUGGUCAAGAGUAAACUUGCGUUUAGUUCAGUCACCCAGACUAACAGAACUUAUUCGAGGACAAGCCUUAGAUGUAGAAGCCCUUGCUAGAUCUGGUGAACAACUUGGGAUUCCUCAUUCUCUUCGACCUCAUAUAUGGCCUAGACUAACAGGAGCCUUAUUAAAGGCAAAAGAAUCUAAACAACGGAUCCCUUCGAUCACAUAUACUGAAUUAGUUCAACUCAGCUCUACAGACACACUUUUGGCCGGAAUUCAGAUUGAAAAGGAUCUUUUCCGUACAAUGCCAAAUAAUCUAUGUUUCCAUUCCUCGAAUUCUACUGGUAUUUCGAGACUGCGUCGAGUUCUGCGUGCCCUAGCUUGGUUGUAUGUAGAUGUAGGAUAUUGUCAAGGCAUGGGAUUAAUAGUUGCAAAUUUAUUAUUAUGCUUAGAAGAAGAAACAGCUUUUUGGAUGAUGUGCAGUAUUAUUGAGGAUCUUCUACCACCAUCAUAUUUUUCGUCACUUAGUUUAUUGGGUGUACAAGCUGACCAACUUGUACUGAAUCAUCUACUUCCAUUCUAUCUACCGGAAUUAGAUGCACGUUUAAAAGAAUAUGAAAUAAGCCUACCGCUCAUUACGCUACAAUGGUUUCUCACGCUGUAUUCAAGUGUAUGUCCUACAGCUUUAACAUUUCGAAUAUGGGAUUUAUUAUUUUAUGAUGGUUCAGUUGUUCUAUUUCGCAUCGCCCUUGCACUUUUAUCCUACAAAAGCGAAGAAAUCUUGAGUUUAAACAAUUCAUCUCAGAUAUUCCACUCACUUUCUAAUGCACCAGGGUCAGUGACUGACGUAAAUGAAUUAAUCAAGGCUGCCUACAGUCUAGAUGAUGAACAUUUGGAACCAUCAAAUAUCAGUAGUCUUAGACGUCAUUAUUUAGCUCAACUUAUGGUUGAUGAAGGCGCUGUUCUGAAACCAGAUUCUCGUCCUAAUUUACCUAAACAAUAUCUAGCUAAACGACAAUUUCAACGACCCAAAUCUUUAUUCACUACAUUAUUUGCAUCUGUAGCGUCAAAUGGACAAUCAUAUCGUCGAAUUACUGGCAUGGCUGUACCAUUUCAAUAUUCUAUUGGUAAUAAUGAGUUGUCACCGCCAUCAUCAUCUAUACAUUGUAAGCCUGCAUAUGUAAGUGUAAGCUUACAUGAAGGCAGCGUUGAAGCGGACGACCCAAAAUUGAAGAAUGUGCACCAAACGGAAAUACUUGUAGAAUUAAAACAAUCAAUUCAGUUGAUUGUACGUCACUUCCGUAUAAAUGAUCCUGAACAACACGGUGACGCUACCGCACAUGCAGAUUAUUCAAUGGAAAGUCACAAAUUAGACCUCGAUUCUUAUGUACAAAUCGUGCAACAUCGUAGACGACGUGCCAAAGCAUUGAUCGAUUUUGAACGCUUUGAAGUAGAUGAACUGGAAUUUCAUAAAAAUGAUAUCCUAACCAUUAUUAACUCAGAUGACGAACAUUGUUGGAUCGGUGAACUAAACGGUCAACGAGGUUGGUUUCCUGCCAAGUUUGUUGAAUUGUUAGAUGAACGUGGAAAAAAUUAUUCUCCAGCUGGUGAUGAUGGUGUAGACAGAUUAAUUAUUGGCCUUGUUCGCGGAAGUUUUUGCCAUUCACUUGGAGCUGUAUUUUCACAUGGAUUGAAGCGACCACGUCUACUCGGUGAUACUGGUUGUCAUCCAUGGCAUUUUAUUGAAGAAGCUGCGGCUAAAGAAGUAGAAAGAGAUUUCUCUUCUGUUUACUCACGUUUAGUAUUAUGUAAAACCUUCCGAUUGGACGAAGAAGGUAAAGUCCUCAGUCCGGAAGAAGUGUUAUAUAGAACAAUACAUAGUAUAAACAUGUCACACGAUUUAGCUAAUGCUCAUAUGGAUAUCAAAUUUCGUUCCUUGAUCUGCUCAGGUUUAAAGUGAGUAGUUUCCCUAGCUUUUACUUUUUCAAUUCUGUCUUUACAUGUAAAAUUGAUAGUUUUAUCUGCUUUCUAUUGACUGAAUGCGAAAAAAAUUUCUACGUAUAAAGACUAAAAAUGGAAAUAAUAUUGCUUAAUAAUUAAUAAUCCGCCCUUUGGCAGUCUUUCAGUAUUUGAAUCCACUUUUAACAUUCACUUCUGUAUAUUUAUAGACAGAGGAAAACACUAGUUGUAAACUCAAGUUCCCAUAACUGUUUGAUUCCUUGUUUUAGCUUCAGUACAGUCGCCUAUUCUGAUUUGGCUAAUUAAAUGUUAGUUUUUAUUGUGAAUCAUUAAAAAUCAUGGGAUACUGGAUCUCGUACCAGUUUGUAUGUUACAUCCAAUAAAUGUGAAGCGUUUGAUUCCAGCUUAAUAUUGCUUGCUUAAACAUGAUACCCCUUUUGGGCACAAAUAACCUACUAGCGAAUUCCAAGCAGUUCGGUCCUGGGCUCACUUUUCAGUUUGUUGACAAGUUCUAUUCAUGCUUUUAAUGCCUACUUCGAACUUACGGUGAGAUAUGACGUUUGGUCUCCACACAUUUAUGUGAUGAACUCGAACCUCUCAUGUAACUGACCCUUAUCACCACUUUCAUCAUUAUUGAGUACGUAGCACUGCAUAACAUUGGUAAAUUUUACUUGUUUGUUUCGCAAGAUGGGUUGCUGAUGUUGGAUGCGUGGAUUUCUCAUCCUAUUAGUGGCUUUUGUGGUUCUGUGGAGAGAAUCAGUGCCAUUGCUUGUGUGUGGAGCAUCUUUUCCUUGAUAAUGAGAAAACAACAAUUUAUCUUGUAGUUAGUCUUUUCUCUUCAGAUUGCGUCUAACGAGUUUCACUUGUCCUAAGCAUGAUCUGAUCAGCUUAUAUUUUCUCAUUUCUAUAGCUAUUGGAAUGAUACUGCCGAUUUGCCACAUUGCUCAAACACUCCAUAUUGCUAUGCAUAUUGUUGUGGUUGUUUAUGGGAAAGUCAUCUGCCUCAUGGUUUUUGUAGAAUCCUCACUUUGAUGAUGGAAUAUGAUACCUGUUGCAUAUCAUGACCGUUAUACCUCGAGUACAUAGUCUAAUUAGUUUAAAUGUUUGUCUAUGGUUAGCGAUUUCGUAGAGGCUGGUGGCAAUGCUUCUGUAACUUUCUUUUAAAAGAAAAGAAAUCUUUCUUAGAUGAAUUUCAACUGAUCUUUUCUAAAAUUAUUUUUCUUGUUUAUUUCCCCAUAGAUAGUUCGCCUCUUUCUUUUUUCCUCAAUUUUAUUACUUCAUUUGUUUAGUAAAUUUUCGAUGCCGUGUUAUACUAAAGUGUAUGCGCUAUGAAUGUAUAUCCAUGUAAAAAUAGUAGUCACCGUCAACUAUCAACCAACUUCAAGAAGAUUUUAAUAGUUUUCUCCUUUAAGCUUACGCUGUUAUUCGCUUUAAAGACAAUGAAAACUUCAGUAAUAAUUCUCUCAUGUCAGAUAACGUUUUGCUUUCAAAACCUGAUGUUUCACAUUUCAGCAGAUUGAAUUAAUGAUACUCGUAUAACAAACGUAUUAAUAUGUUUCACUGAAGUAUCAGCUGUACUAAAUAUUUUACUUGUGAUUUUAAAGUUUUAUGAUCAUGUCCAACAUUCACAUACUUAGCUUAAUUACUUUUUCUGACAAUUUUUAAGCGAACAACUAUUACAUCUAUGGUUCGAAAUUCUUUGUUCAUCAGUUAAAGUAGUUAGUAAAUGGUAUCAUCCUUGGUCAUACCUUCGCAGUCCUGGUUGGGUUCAAAUUAAAUGUGAAUUACGUGUUCUUAGUCAAUUCGCGUUUCAUUUAUCACCAACAUACGAAUUAAACAGUCUUCAAAAUUUCAAUCAUAUUCGACAAACUGGUUUUACGGCGUCUAAAUUGUUUGCUUUAUCAUCGGAGAGUUUGCCGCGUCGUACCAAUAAAUCCAGCUCAAAGGUAAUAUCUACGAUGGGUAAUGCAUUAGACUUGCAUAAAGUCAAACCUUUACAACGUUUAAUGACUGCUUCAUCUGUUAUCGAUCCAAUGAAUGAUCCGCCAUGUCUGUCUUUAUCAUCAAUUCUAAUACCCAAUGAUGAGAAUUUGAAUGAAAUAGAUAGUAACAUGACAACAGCUGCAACAGAGACGACCGGAGACAUGCUAGUCAAGUAUCAUCUCUUCAGCUGGGAAUUGUGACGAAUGUCUUAAUACAAGCCGACGUUUUCACUCCUUGUUGUUGUUUUGCUUCACGACUUCGCAUCAGUACUCAGAAGUGGGUCUUAAACAAGAUCAAUUUUUCUGUGAUUCCUUUUCUAAUUUUUCGCCUACCGCUGUUUAUCAUGCCUCUUUUAUUUCUAUGUGACUCGAAGUUUUAUUAUUUUAAACUGCGAUGAUUGACUAUUUUUUGUGUCUUUUGUUUAAUUAGACUUCCAUGAUUUCCUCUCUUUAAAUUAUAUAUAUUACAAGAUGGCGGUCUGUCAUGUCAUUUUGGUGUUGGUCUUGUGAUAUUUGUCUGUUAGGGGGUACGUUCAAUUUUUAGUCGUGUUUUACUGUAAACUGUUGUGAUUGCUUGCUUGCUUUUGUUCACCUCAUGGUCUUUCUUUCAUAUCACAUGAAAAAUUUGUUUCUAUUCUCAGUUAACUUGGAAUUAGUCUUUUUUGUCUAUACAUAAUGAGUUGGUUUCGUUGACUUUCCAAGAUCUUUGUAACAAUAUAAGAUAUGUGUUUCGUACACCAAGAAUCGUAUUUCAUUUGUAUUUAUUCACAUUUUCCAAGUUUCAUGAAUUUACUCUUUUUCUAAAAACAAAGUAUAUAAAUUAUGUAUUUGUUUAACUCUUUUCUCUGCCUGAAUCAUUCGAAAUAUACACAAUAACUGCACUUUUGUAACGGUGUUUUGCAAUACUAGUAUAUUUUUAUAACUGUUACGUACAUAUAAACAUAUAUUUUGGCGGUGCAUCAUGUCUGACAAAAUGUCAACUGAAUGUGAUAUAAUAACGAAUCAUUUCCUUUUUUUCAAGCGAACUAUUUUGUGAAGUUUUCAAAGUUUAUUCACAUCGUGUAAACGCUUGUCUGUGUGCUAUCACUACAUAAAUAUCUGUGAAUCGUUUGUUUAUGAUUGCACUCUUGUGUCGUACGUGUCUUUUUGUUUCGUCUAUUCACUCAUUUCCUUUUUUGCUUUAUUCGUAUUGUUAUACUGAUAAUAUACACAUAUAGGUGUUUAUUCGUCUUCAUUUUCAUUCUUCCUCCAUCCCCCCUCACUUUCCUAACAUUUUGAUCUAUUUUCCAGUGUAUUGUGAGUCAAACUGUGAUUCAAUAGGUUAAAGUUUUGUUUGUACGCAUAUAUUUGUUUACUGUUUGUUGAAAAAAGUAUGAAAAAACCGUUCAUGUUUUUCUUGAUCGUUCCAAUCACAAAAUAAAGAUUAAUAAAAUUCG